CCGCGCCCAUGUCGGGCUUCGACACCAACCCGUUCGCCGACCCGGUGGACAUCAACCCCUUCCAGGAUCCCUCGGUGACACAGCUCACAAAUGCUAGCCAAAGUGGCUUGGAUGAAUUCAACCCCUUUUCUGAGAGCUCCCAGCUGACGAAUGCAGCACGGACGACACCAGCCACACAGCCCUCUGGCCACUCGCAGCCUGCUGUUCUGCAGACAUCUGUGGAGCCCACUCCCCAGGCUGUGGCUGCGGCAGCACAGGCUGGGCUGCUUCAGCAGCAGGCAGAAUUAGAGAGGAAGGCAGCUGAGUUGGAGAAGAAGGAAAGGGAAUUGCAGAGUAACGCAGCCAGCAUUAAUCCGAGGCAAAACAACUGGCCACCCCUUCCCAAGAAGUGUCCGAUCAAGCCGUGUUUUUAUCAGGAUUUUUCUGCAGACAUCCCAGCUGACUACCAGCGGAUAUGCAAGAUGCUGUAUUACUUGUGGAUGUUGCAUUCGAUUACCCUGCUCCUAAACCUGCUUGCUUGCCUGGCAUGGUUCACAGUCCAGACGGACAGAGGAGUAGACUUUGGUCUCUCGAUCCUGUGGUUUAUUUUAUUCACCCCUUGUGCCUUUCUCUGUUGGUACCGACCAAUUUACAAGGCUUUCAGGUCUGACAGCUCCUUCAGCUUCUUCAUCUUCUUUUUCGUCUUCUUCUGCCAAAUAGCAAUCUACAUCAUCCAGGCUGUCGGCAUUCCUGGCUGGGGAGACAGCGGAUGGAUUGCAGCGCUGUCUGAGCUGCACGGAAACCUGGCCGUGGCUGUUAUCAUGAUGGUGGUGGCAGGAUUCUUCACACUCUGCGCAGUUCUCUCGCUCUUCCUCUUGAAGCAGGUGCAUUCCCUGUAUCGGCGCACGGGAGCCAGUUUCCAAAGGGCCCAGGAGGAGUUUUCCCAAGGCAUCCUCACCAACAGGAGCUUCCAGAACGCAGCCGCUGGGGCGGCCUCCUCAGCUGCACAGAGUGCUUUCCGGGGAAACUAGCCCUUCCCGCGGCUGCCUCCCCCUCGCUUCCUCUGCCAUCGUCACCCCAACCUCUUUUUUUU
Gavia stellata (red-throated loon) is the source of this 1072-nucleotide messenger RNA. RefSeq names its product secretory carrier membrane protein 2 (gene SCAMP2). The coding region runs from base 9 to 1010 and encodes 333 amino acids. The record is from RefSeq and is a predicted model, not a curated record. NCBI's taxonomy places the organism in Eukaryota, Metazoa, Chordata, Aves, Gaviiformes, Gaviidae. Gene Ontology annotation, biological process: protein transport. The transcript has 9 exons. Gene Ontology annotation, cellular component: recycling endosome membrane; trans-Golgi network membrane.